Molecule: messenger RNA, 1919 nt
Organism: Monascus purpureus
Lineage: Eukaryota; Fungi; Ascomycota; Eurotiomycetes; Eurotiales; Aspergillaceae
Source: the annotation of a GenBank genome assembly
CCUCCUCCUCUCUCUCCUUUCUUCAUCCCCGAUCAUCGCCUGGAGUCUGCCCAUAUCCCCGCCCAUCUCUGUCGCUGUCCUCCUCUGUUCCUUUCUUUUUCUCUGUUCUUUUCUUCCAGAAGAUUAUCUCUCCUUCUCACAGCACAAUGGGCAGCACUGCUUCGGACAAGUUCCUGUUCACCUCCGAGUCCGUUGGUGAGGGUCACCCUGAUAAGAUCGCCGAUCAGGUCUCGGAUGCUAUCCUCGAUGCCUGCCUUGCAGAGGAUCCCCUCUCCAAGGUUGCUUGUGAGACUGCUACCAAGACUGGUAUGAUCAUGGUCUUUGGUGAAAUCACCACCAAGGCCAGACUGGACUACCAGAAGGUUAUCCGUGAUGCCAUCAAGGAGAUUGGCUACGAUGCCUCUGAGAAGGGAUUUGACUACAAGACCUGCAACGUUCUCGUUGCUAUCGAGCAGCAGUCCCCCGAUAUCGCUCAGGGUUUGCACUACGAGGAGGCUCUCGAGAAGCUCGGUGCCGGUGACCAGGGUAUCAUGUUCGGCUAUGCUACCGACGAGACCCCUGAGCUCCUCCCAUUGACCAUCCUUCUCUCUCACAAGCUGAACAAGGCCAUGACUGAUGCCCGUAAGAACGGUUCCAUUCCUUGGCUCCGCCCCGACACCAAGACCCAAGUCACCAUCGAGUAUGCUCAUGAUGGUGGUGCCGUCAAGCCUCUGCGUGUGGACACCGUCGUCAUUUCUGCCCAGCACAGUGACGAUAUCUCUACCGAGGCCAUUCGCGAGGAACUCAAGGAGAAGAUUAUCAAGAAGGUCAUCCCCGCCGAGCUUCUGGACGAUCGCACCGUCUACCACUUGCAGCCGUCUGGCCGCUUCGUCAUCGGCGGUCCUCAGGGUGACGCCGGCCUUACUGGCCGUAAGAUCAUUGUCGACACCUACGGUGGCUGGGGUGCCCAUGGUGGUGGUGCUUUCUCCGGCAAGGAUUACUCCAAGGUCGACCGCUCCGCCGCCUAUGUUGCUCGCUGGAUUGCCAAGUCCUUGGUUCACGCCAAGCUUGCUCGUCGUGUUCUCGUUCAGCUCUCCUACGCCAUUGGUGUCGCCGAGCCUCUAUCGAUCUUCGUUGAGACCUACGGCACAUCCGACAAGAGCUCUGCCGAGCUCGUCGAGAUUAUCAGGAAGAACUUCGACCUCCGCCCGGGUGUCAUCGUGACCGAGCUUGAUCUUGCCAAGCCGAUCUACUUCCAGACGGCCAAGAACGGUCACUUCACCAACCAGAACUUCUCUUGGGAGAAGCCCAAGGCCCUCAAAUUCUAGAUGACUCCACCUCCACUGUCGUCAAGAACUCCAGGGUUAUUAUCUUUGUGUUGAAUAUUUCCUUGUUUCGAUAUCUUGUUUCACGAAUGUGAUGAAUUUGCUUUGUUUUCAACAACUCAAAGCAUGGGCAUAGACAUAAAAAGCGUUUGGAUGUUUGUUUCAUUUAUGCAUGGUCGCCUUGAGAGAUGGGCUCGGCGAGAAUAAAUUCAACAUGAUACCAUUUUACAUCGGACGGGAUGGGGUGCUCGGCGUUUCAUGGAGCGGAAGUCUUCAACACGGAUGUCCCUUCCAGCUUUCGAAAGAGAUUUUUCUGUGGAUUUUGUGCAUCUUUGCUCACUGACAGCCUUGCGUGAGUGUACACCCUUUUGCGGAUGUCUACGAUAUCCUCUGCAGAAACUGGAAGGGGAAAAAUGCCCGGACCGGCUUGAAAGGUGCUCUACUCUUUUCAAUGCGGCAUGGGCUCGCUAAUCUAAACAUUAGCAAUAUAGAAUAAUGAGCAUAUAAUUUCUUAUGUGUCAUGGUUGCAGAGCGUCUACAUCUUGUCGCUCCCAGUAGUGUUGAUGUAAUUGUACCAGAACAAGAUAGGAGACAUUGGCGCGGCCAGCAUGCGGC